Messenger RNA from Ostrinia furnacalis (Asian corn borer), 2232 nucleotides. Its product is annotated as transmembrane GTPase Marf-like. Lineage: Eukaryota; Metazoa; Arthropoda; Insecta; Lepidoptera; Crambidae. The record is from RefSeq and is a predicted model, not a curated record. Gene Ontology annotation, molecular function: GTPase activity. Gene Ontology annotation, cellular component: mitochondrial outer membrane. Bases 2 to 811 code for a protein of 269 amino acids. The transcript is spliced from 8 exons. Gene Ontology annotation, biological process: mitochondrial fusion; mitochondrion localization.
GAUGGCUGAGCGUAUGUACAACAUCCUGCCGAUGCACAAGCGCGCGGCCGCGGCUUCGUACAUCAUCCCGCACCAGCAGCCCUUCGAGGUGCUCUACCGGCUCAACUGCGACAACCUGUGCGCUGACUUCCAGGAGGACCUCAGUUUUCGCUUUUCGUACGGCAUCACGGCGCUAAUCCAGCGCUUCCAGGGUAAAAACACAAACAAGAUUGCUCUCAAGAACCCACCAAACUACACACAGAUCCCUCCUUCAGUGAGCAACCCGCCGCUGCCGACUCUCGAGGUGGCCCGCAGCAAUGGGCCGCUGGGCGUGGGCCCGCUCAGUGCUGAGGAGUGGGGCUUCAUCUCGAAGUUCGCUCUCGGCGCGCUCACCUCGCAGGGAACCAUGGGCGGUUUAUUGCUCUCUGGCUUGCUCCUAAAAACCGUCGGCUGGCGCAUAGUAGCAGUAACGGGCGUGCUGUACGGCGCGCUGUACGCGUACGAGCGGCUGACGUGGACGGCGGCGGCGCAGGAGCGCGUGUUCAAGAAGCAGUACGUGGCGCACGCCAGCAAGAAGCUGCGCCUCAUCGUCGACCUCACCUCCGCCAACUGCAGCCACCAGGUGCAGCAGGAGCUGUCGACGAUGUUCGCGCGUCUGUGCCGGCUGAUCGACGAGGCGACGACGGAGAUGGACGGCGAGCUGAGCGAGGUGAAGGACGCCAUCAAGCUGCUGGAGGCCGCGUCCACGUCCGCCAAGAAGCUGCGCAACAAGGCCAACUACCUCUCGCACGAGCUCGAGCUCUUCGACGACUCCUUCCUCAAGCACAACUAGCCAGAGCAAUAUUUGCAACGGUUACUUCAUACAAUGACGCGAAACUUCGAAGUCCGAAGCCGGCCCUUUGCGGGCGCGCCCGUCUGUUGGAAUAGAACAUAGGCAUACGCCAGCUAUUAUUGUAUCGUUGUAUCUAUAUUGGGACUUAGAGACGCGGCGGUGGGCCGCUUCACACGGCCUAAAGUCGAUUCAUUCAUAUACAGAUCGCUACUCACAAAUUUGUUCUUUAAGAAUGAAUGGGCUUUAGCUCAGUUCAAGAAAGCCCCCUGCCGCUUUACACUUACAUGUAUCGGAAGUGACGGGCGGCGCCGAAGUACUUUAUUUUUAAGUGAAACGUUCCACUCGCCUCCUGAGCGACAUGACAGUCCGCGGGACAUCCCGCCGAGGCCAGCUUCGAAGGUAAACAUUAUGUAUAGACCUUGUACAGUCGUUGAUAUACCUCCUGUAAAUUAGUACUUUGUUGUUGUUGUUUUAAAGUUAUUUAUCACUUUUUUUAUGUAUUCUAUAAUGAUGAAAUCACGAGUAGAAUCGACUAAAAUCUUAUUAACUGUCUGACAUUAUAAUUUACUGCUUCUUUAUGGAUUAAAUGUUCCUGUUUUAUUUUAAUUUUGAAAAUGUUUACCUUCUUUUUACAAACGUGGUGCUACCAAUGGGAUGUAUAAAAACGGCAAAAUUCAUGAACAAACAUUGGAACUCGUUCUUAGAUACGGAGAUGUAUAGAAAUUGUUAAAGUAAUGGAGUUAUCUUUAUAAAUUGUUCGAUGUACUUUCUAAUCCUGCGUUAUUCAUUCAGUAUUUGUAUUCAUGGCUGUUUCUGCUUGUUUUCUAAUACAAAUAUUGGUUAUUUAUUUUAGGGUAAAUGUGCAUUUUAGCAAACUUGGGCUACAGAAGUUACUGUCUCUUUAGUUACCAAAUGCACUGUCGGCUGUGAGUUUACAUUCACACUCAUUCUAUUCGUCCAGGGACAAAAAAAACUAGGAAGAGAAAGUUAACUGUGAUACUGUUUGUUUUUCUAACCUCGUCUUGAAAGCUCAUGUACUAACCUUCAUCUACAGACGUACACUCACAGUCGGCAGGGGUGUAGUUGAACUCGCUAAGUUUUAAUUUAUUAUUGUGCAUUACAUUUCAGAGUUGUGCGACUUGAUAUUGCAUGUUACCUUUAUUCUAUCAAGGUUCAAGAUGCCUAAAUUAGAUAAUAAAUUGGGAUAAUUUAUGCCAUUUUAUUGCAGUUGGUCUCGAAAAUUUAUUUGGUAUUCUAGGGCCCAUCAAUGUUCCUCUAGCAAUCCAAACGUGCAAUACAAGUCGCCAACUUUAUCAUAAAAUUAGAUGACUCAGCUUCUCACUUUACAUAUUGUUAUGUAUUCUCGAGUAACAAAGAAUUUUUUAGUGGCAACUGUGACGCGAUGUUAUUUUAUACGCAAC